GUGACUCUCUCCGCCACUGGGGCAGCGGGAGCGCAGAGCCCCGGCCGGGCUCCCGGGCACCCCUCCCCCAGUCCCGGAGCUGCGACGGCCCCGGCAGCUCCAUGGCCCCUAGAAUUCUCUGAGGGUUUCCGUGGAGCGCCUGCGUCAGAAUCACCUGGGAAGUUUUUGAAAAGUACCGAAGCCGGGGCCCGGCCUCGCACCUGUGACUGCGCGCGGGCGCGGGCGGGGCCCCGGAGCGUGAAUUUCAGUCGCGCUGCCCAGGAGGACCCCGUUCUGGAGCGUUAUUUUAAGGGCCACAAAGCUGCGAUCACCUCCGUGGACUUUAGUCCCAACGGCAAGCAACUUGCUACUGGUUCUUGGGAUACAUUUCUCAUGCUAUGGAGUUUCAAGCCGCAAGCUAGAGCUUUCAGAUAUGUGGGUCACAAGGACGUUGUAACCAGCGUGCAGUUUUCUCCGCUUGGAAACUUAUUGGCAUCUGCUUCACGAGACAGGACUGUUAGACUCUGGAUUCCUGAUAAGAGAGGGAAAUCCUCUGAAUUUAAAGCUCACACGGCUCCAGUUAGAAGUGUGGACUUCUCUGCCGAUGGCCAGUUUCUUGCUACAGCUUCUGAGGACAAAUCCAUCAAAGUAUGGAACAUGUAUCGUCAGCGCUUCUUAUAUUCCUUGUACCGACACACACACUGGGUUCGCUGUGCCAAGUUUUCACCUGAUGGAAGACUAAUUGUAUCAUGUAGUGAAGAUAAAACUAUUAAAAUCUGGGAUACCACAAAUAAGCAGUGUGUUAAUAACUUCUCAGAUUUUGUAGGGUUUGCAAAUUUUGUGGAUUUUAACCCCAAUGGUACAUGCAUAGCUUCAGCAGGUUCUGAUCAUACCGUGAAAAUCUGGGAUAUAAGAGUGAACAAGUUACUCCAGCAUUACCAAGUUCACAGUGGUGGAGUUAAUUGUGUAUCAUUCCAUCCUUCGGGUAACUAUCUCAUCACUGCUUCUUCCGAUGGUACACUUAAGAUUCUGGACCUCUUAGAAGGAAGGCUCAUAUAUACACUUCAAGGACAUACGGGGCCUGUCUUCACCGUUUCAUUUUCAAAAAGUGGAGAGCUGUUUACAUCAGGAGGUGCAGAUGCACAGGUCUUAUUAUGGAGAACUAACUUUGAUGAAUUGAAUUGUAAAGAUGUUAUUAAAAGAAACCUUAAAAGAUUACACUUUGAUUCACCACCACAUCUUCUCGAUAUCUACCCAAGGACACCACAUCCCCAUGAGGGAAGAGUUGAAACUGUUGAAAUUAAUCCAAAGCUUGAUGUAAUCGAUUUGCAGACCUCUACUCCCCCUGUUGUGGACAUCCUUACUUUUGAUUCUACCACACCAACAGAAACCACUGUUAGAACUCUACCAGACAAGGGUGAAGACGUCUGCGGAUAUUUCUUGAACCCUUCUUUAAUGUCAUCAGAAUGUUCACCUUCAGCCUUGAAAAAGAAAACAGAAGACAUGAGCGACCUCCCUUCUGAGAGUCAAAGAAGCAUACCACUCGCUGUGACUGAUGCGUUAGAGCAUAUUAUGGAGCAGCUCAAUGUUUUGACACAGACUGUUUCAAUCUUGGAGCAGCGACUGACUUUGACAGAGGAUAAGCUGAAAGACUGCCUUGAAAAUCAGCAAAGACUUUUCAAUGCUAUCCAACAGAAAAGUUGAAAAGAAAAAUAUGAGCAGAGGCACAAGAAAUGAACACGUGUCCAUACACUCAGGAAGGCAGUACAAGAUGCUUCAUGCAACACAACCGUGUGCUAAUUAUCAUGGCAUUUCUUAAAAGGGUGAGCAACAGAACAAAAGGCAGAAAAGGCAUAAUUAAGGACUAAUUUAAACACACAAAUCAAUGUUGAGGACUAAUUCAAAUCAUUAGCGUUUAUGAUUGCAGUAAUAAAGUGAGACGCAUUCAA
Messenger RNA from Hippopotamus amphibius kiboko, 1928 nucleotides. RefSeq names its product POC1 centriolar protein B (gene POC1B). Lineage: Eukaryota; Metazoa; Chordata; Mammalia; Artiodactyla; Hippopotamidae. Gene Ontology annotation, cellular component: centriole; ciliary basal body. The record is from RefSeq and is a predicted model, not a curated record. Gene Ontology annotation, molecular function: protein binding. Bases 373 to 1683 code for a protein of 436 amino acids. The transcript has 12 exons. Gene Ontology annotation, biological process: cilium assembly.